This is a messenger RNA of Psammomys obesus (fat sand rat), 1888 nucleotides long. RefSeq lists its product as uncharacterized. NCBI's taxonomy places the organism in Eukaryota, Metazoa, Chordata, Mammalia, Rodentia, Muridae. Bases 693 to 1397 code for a protein of 234 amino acids. The record is from RefSeq and is a predicted model, not a curated record. The transcript has 7 exons.
GUUGUGGUUCUUCCCUUGCGGCUCCUGGUUACCAAGAUGGUACGCCGGCUCCUCUCUUUCUCUAGCAGAAUGUGCGUGGUAGAAGCUCAACCAACUAGAGCGUCACAGUUACUGAGUGAAGAUGGGCUCUUGAGCCAAGCAGAGGCAGUAAUGCUCUGGACCCAUCUACUGAGACACUGAGAAGGUCUUACACUGCACUGGAAUGCAGUUUGGAGAUAGCACCAUUGAGGAAAUGGCGAGUCACAAACUCUGUUCCCCUCUGGAUCUCAGUUCCAAUUUAUUACCUUACUGAAGGAUCUCACUCUGUAGCCCAGACUGUCCUGGAACUCACUUCAAGCCCAGGUCAUUUCAAACCAGUACUGAUCUUCUUGCUUUGGCAUCCUGGGUGCUGGGAUUUCAGGGGUGAACCGCCUGGCCUGGUUCCAAAUAUUCCUGAUCUGAGGUUGGUUAAAUCCACAGAUAGGAAUGCGUGUGUAUGGAAGAAUGGCAUACAGUACUGGAAAUACAUUGUGGCUCCCUCUGGCUCCCUGUAAUGUGGCCUGGCUUCUGACAGAGUCAAAACAAAACAAAACAAAAAAGACCCUUCAGUAGAAAACAAAACUUAGCCCAGCCACGCCUUCAUAAAAUUAAGAUUCAACAGAUAUCCAGGACAGAUGAAGCCACUGGACACCAAAUGAUAUGUGUGGCCAAGAAUGCCUCAUUGCUCUCAUCUGGCUGCCUGCUUUAUGGAUAGAUGUGGCACACACAGACUGGCAGAGCAGUGUACUGUCCUCCUGUCCUUGGUAACCCUCAAAAGCAAAGGACACGAGCAACAUCUUCCUAGAUCAGCACAAGUUUAUGUAGGUAAAAAUGAUGCCUUGGAUAACGCCAAAGGAAGUGUGUUGAAGAUGAUAAAGCUGUCACCAACCUCUCUGUCACUCUUGAAGAGACGUGCGCUGUCAAUGAAGAGAAAACAUUUGGGGACGACGGAAAGUGUUUUAAGUAUCUGUUGGAAGGGAAAUCCAUGGUUUGGAGACUGCGCCGGAGAGCCGUCGCCCUGUGCGGACGUUACCGCCACCGUGUGGACAGUGCUGGAACCUGUGGGGACCAGGAGGUGGCCCGGCUACGGAUCCUGUGUUCUUCGGAAAGAUUUACUCAAUUUACCCCUAAGAGCAAGUUUGAAAAGUUCCCGUAAGGAAGACACUCCCCUGCGGUUUGCGAAUAUUAACACUCACAAAGACCCCACAUGGCCAAAUGACCCUGAGCCGAGACGGCUGGUUUCUGGGCUAAGGGUGAAAAACAGACACAAGAAGCCAGGAGCGCUAUCUCCAAACCUCUGCUCCAAGGGAACACGCAUCACUUCCUCCCAUAUUUCUGGGGAACAAGCAUGUUGUGGCCGCACAGAGCUCUGCGUCUGAGGGUGGACAAACUUCCUGUGGGAAGCUGCAGCAGAUACGUGAGCCAACCUGAUAAACACCAUUCCAGGCAAAGCGCAGAGGAGAGUACAGAUGCAAGUAGCUGCCUAUGGCAGAAUGACAGCUGCCAUUCAUCACAGUGACCUCAGAAACAGGGAAUGUCAGAUGCCUGAAGACCCCUUGGAAGCCUCCUCCGCCUGAAAGCUCUUCCUGUCUGGAAUAACCCACUGUUGCCAGCAUCUUUGUGUGAAUGAGUGUGAGUGUGCUGUGUCUUUUUACAUAUUUGUGCAGAAGUGCUUUAAAUUUGAAAUGCUCUAAGAUCUAAUCUUUGUAUCGUUUCCACUCAUUAGGUAUUUUCAGAUGUGUCCACAUCGCUGUGUAUAAACCUAGGCAUUUCAUUUAUUCAUCAACAUAUAAACCUAGGCAUUUCAUUUAUUCAUCAACGGUGCAUUAUAUGGAUAGAUCCAAUUUAUCUAUGUUGUCUAGACUUUCAA